Molecule: messenger RNA, 825 nt
Organism: Triticum turgidum subsp. durum (durum wheat)
Lineage: Eukaryota; Viridiplantae; Streptophyta; Magnoliopsida; Poales; Poaceae
Source: the annotation of a GenBank genome assembly
AUGGGGAGGCCUCUGAUGUACGAGAUAGUGGAGAAGCCGGCGAGCAGCGGCGUGAUAGCCGUCUGCUCCCUCAUCUGGUUCCUCAUCCAGAAGAGGGGCAUCGGGUACGCGGACGUGGGGCUGAGCUACGAGGCGGCCGUGGAGGGCGGGCAGCACUGGCGGCUCAUCACCGCCGCCUUCUCGCACGUCAGCGUGGUGCACCUGGUGUUCAACAUGAGCGCGCUGUGGAGCCUCGGCGCCGUCGAGCAGCUGGGGCAGGCCGCCGGGCUCGGCGUGCAGUACUACCUGCACUACACCCUUGUCCUCGUGGUGCUGUCCGGGCUGCUGGUUCUCGGGAUCUACCACGUGAUGAUCCGGAGGUUCAAGGUGGACUACUUCCGGAGGGUGACCGCCGUCGGCUACUCGUGCGUCGUCUUCGGGUGGAUGACAAUUCUGGCCGCGAAGCAGCCGUCGUCCAAGCUCAACCUCUUUGGGGUCCUCUCGCUGCCCAUCAGCUUCGCGCCCUUUGAAUCGCUCAUAUUCACGUCAAUCAUGGUUCCCCAGGCGAGCUUCAUCGGCCACCUGUCCGGGAUCAUCGUUGGGUACUCGAUCGCCUGGGGUUUGAUUCAUGGGAUGAAUAACUACUGGGCCGUCACAUUGCUUGGGUGGAUUGUGCUUGUCUUCGUCUUGAGCUUGAAGCGCACAGGGUCUUUGGAGAUGAGGUUUAUCGAGAUUGAGCCAGUUACGGAUCCCUCGUUGCCAUCUGUUGGUUUGGUCGCCUCCAGAAAUGGCAGGGCUCUGCAAAUGGAUAUGUUGCCCGGAAGAGGAGUUGCAGAUUUUGUAUGA